Messenger RNA from Hypoxylon trugodes, 1808 nucleotides. Its product is annotated as kinase-like domain-containing protein. Gene Ontology annotation, cellular component: cytoplasm. The coding region runs from base 338 to 1525 and encodes 395 amino acids. NCBI's taxonomy places the organism in Eukaryota, Fungi, Ascomycota, Sordariomycetes, Xylariales, Hypoxylaceae. The record is from RefSeq and is a predicted model, not a curated record. Gene Ontology annotation, molecular function: ATP binding; protein serine/threonine kinase activity; protein serine/threonine/tyrosine kinase activity. Gene Ontology annotation, biological process: protein phosphorylation; signal transduction. The transcript has 6 exons.
UUUUUUUCUUUCAUUCUCUAAGCGAACAGUCGAACGUCUUCCCCAUUACUCGACCAGUCCAACAUAUACCUGUUCGACCUUGAUCACACUUGUACUGCACCGACCGGCACUUCAAUUCGGCGUCGCCUCCUCCUCCACCCGGUCGAGAGAGAUUGACCCACUAUCUCGUCACCUGUCAAUUGCGAUCGAGACGCAACCCGACCCAAUUGCUUAUUGAUCUGUUGCCCAACACGGCGUCCCGAACCGCGCCUGAACCACCUCCCGUCUCUUCUUGCUGACGCUUAAGAGACGUUCUGGAUUGUACUAUUUUGCGACUGAGACCGACCCGCCUUCCAACAUGGCGCAGAACCGCCCAACAGCGGCCUUCAACACCCUCCGCAUGGGAGAGGUUAUUCGUGAAAAGGUACAGGAUGGAGUAACGGGUGAAACGAGAGAUCUACAAUAUACGCAAUGCAAAAUCGUCGGUAAUGGUUCCUUUGGUGUCGUCUUCCAGACGAAGCUUUCGCCGUCGGGUGAAGAUGCGGCAAUCAAGCGUGUGCUUCAGGACAAGAGGUUCAAGAAUCGUGAACUCCAAAUUAUGCGCAUCGUUCGACAUCCCAACAUCGUGCAGUUGAAGGCCUUUUAUUACUCCAACGGGGAACGAAAGGAUGAGGUUUACCUCAACCUGGUACAAGAAUUUGUACCCGAGACCGUCUACCGAGCCUCGCGUUUCUUCAACAAAAUGAAGUCGACUAUGCCGACUCUUGAAGUUAAACUUUACAUCUAUCAACUUUUUCGUGCCCUCGCCUACAUCCACUCCCAAGGUAUCUGCCAUCGCGAUAUCAAGCCGCAGAACCUUCUCCUCGACCCUAACACAGGUGUGCUGAAGUUGUGUGACUUUGGAAGCGCAAAGAUCUUGGUCGAAAACGAGCCCAAUGUCUCGUAUAUUUGCUCCAGAUACUACCGAGCUCCCGAGCUCAUCUUUGGUGCUACUAAUUAUACCACAAAAAUUGAUGUCUGGUCGACGGGUUGUGUUAUGGCUGAAUUAAUGCUGGGCCAACCUCUUUUCCCCGGAGAAUCCGGUAUCGACCAGUUGGUAGAGAUUAUUAAGGUGCUAGGAACUCCAACCCGCGAGCAGAUUCGUACUAUGAAUCCGAACUACAUGGAGCAUAAAUUCCCGCAAAUCAAGCCUCACCCGUUCAGUAAGGUGUUCCGGAGGGCAGAUGCAAACGCUCUGGAUUUGAUAGCGAGGUUGCUGGAAUACACCCCAACGGAACGCCUCGGGGCUAUCGACGCGAUGGUGCACCCUUUCUUCGAUGAGCUACGGGACCCUAGCACUAAGCUUCCGGAUUCACGGCAUGCAAGCGGUCAAUUACGGGAUUUGCCUAACCUGUUCGACUUCUCGAGGCAUGAAUUAUCUAUUGCACCACAAAUGAACCCUAAGCUUGUUCCUCCUCAUAUCAAGCCCGUCUUGGCAUCUCGCGGUCUUGAUAUAGAUAACUUCACGCCUUUGACAAAACAAGAAAUGAUGGCUAAGUUAGACUGAAUUUCGGUCUCUACUUAUGCUCUCGUUUCACAUAUUUAUGCAUCAUCGCCCGGGAUUUCGCUACAGCAUUCACUCACUGGCUGAGCCUAUAAAUGGCUCGAAUUUAAUCGGAUCGAUGUUCAAAAGAACUAUCGAACCGGAAACGGCGACUUCUCACAACCCCGGCAUGCUUUUAAGUGGUAAAGCAUGAUGAAAUCCAGGGACAAUCCAAUGUAAAGUUCGAAAGGCUGGGUUCUCCAGAAAUAUGGCGUGCUGUGGAAUUUUCCGGGGUGCCGGAAAGGCU